AGAAAGGUGUGUUGAUAAUAAAAACCCAAGACCCUAUACACUCUCUGAAAUCUGUCUCUUCUUCUUCAACCAUUUCCUUCGUCUUCUUCUUCUUUAACCUCUCGUCAUCCAUUGCCUCUCUCAUGCCUGUCAGGGCUUUGACUAUCAUCCUCACGAGAGAUUUGGCUUUGAUUCGCUGAAAGACGGAGUCUUGAAGCUUAUCCGAUUGGGAGAGUGAUAGAACUGUGGAAAUGAAGGAAUCACCCGUGCAGCUUCAAGCUCUCGGAGCAAAAAUAUCCCACAACUAAAGAAAUGAAGGAAUAUAGUAAGUCUCUGGGGUUAACAGUGAAAGAAGUUAGUGGAUGGUUCAUCGAGAAGAGAAGAAGAGACAGGGGGAAAGCCGGAUGUAUUAUGCCUUUAGCUUCAGCUGUAGAGAGAUCAAAGAAAAGAAAGAAUCCUGGGUCAUAUAAUAUAUCAAAUAUGAGUAGUCCAAUGUUGUCCAAAUGCACCUGUGGAUCAUCUGUUGUUGAGAAGAGAUCUAAUGCCGGAAAAAAGAAGGCAAGUGUUCAAGAGUUGUUGGCUCCACAGUACAUUUUGGCUAAGAUUUUCCGCAAGGAUGGUCCACCCCUUGGUGUUGAAUUCGAUUCUCUCCCUUCUCGAAUACGUAAAGCUUCGUGGCUUGUUUCAGCUGAUCAGCAGAAACAAAGAGUGGCAAGAAAGAGAAAGAUUUCUGAGCUGAUUAAUCGGGAUUGCAUUGAGGAGAAUGCUGCACAGACGAAACAUGGUAUGGGCAAGGGUUUGAUGACAGUAUGGCGAGCGACAAAUCCAACUUGCGGGUUAUUUCCUCCUGGAAUUGAUUUAACUGGGGAAGGAAUAGCAUUGCCCCGAAGCUCAUCACGUAAUUCCCGACCUCAGAAGAAAACACAAAGGCAGCUAGCAUCAAUACUGAAGCAGAAAAUGUUGCAGAAGAGGUCAAGGGAAAAGAAGAAACAUUCUAUGAAUAGAGAGGUGGAACUCGGAAAAGAUGAAACCCGAAUAGAAUGCAAAGAGAAGUGUGAACUUGCCCUAUAUGAGGAGGUAUCUGAAGAUAACCGAAAAAAAAUUGUACUAGUGGAUGACGAAGAGUUGGAAAUGAGGGAGCUACAGACAGGACCAAAUCCAGUGUCAUGUUCGGGCCAUCAUCCUAGCAGUGGUCUUCAUGGUUGUUUUCUUUGCAAAGAUUUGCUGCCUCAGUUUCCCCCGAAUUCUGUUAAGAUGAAGCUGCCAUUUGGUGUGCAUCCAUGGGAUUCUACUGCAGAGUCUGUGAAAAAACUAUUUAAGGUCCUCCAUUUCCUUUUUACCUACUCAGUAACUCUGGACAUGUGUUCCUUCUCUCUUGAAGAGCUUGCGAAGGCAUUCCAUGAUAAGGACUCUCUGCUACUUGGAAAAAUUCAUCUUUCCCUUCUAAAGUUGCUUCUGCUUGAUCUUGAAACUGAGCUGCAAAGGGGAAUAUUCACAAACUUAAGUAUAUCAUGCAAGUUCUUAGCGUUGCUUCAUUCGGUUGAAAGCCAAAUUCUUAUUUUCAAUUUGUGGAAGGAUUCACUGAAUCCUCUAACAUGGAUUGAGAUACUGCGUCAAAUAUUGGUCGCUGCUGGUUUUGGUUCAGCAAAGGGUCCUGUUCGAAGAGAAGAACUAAGUAAGGAGAGGAGACUCAUGUUAAAGUAUGGUCUUCAUCUUGGAACCUUAAAGUGCGAAUUGUUCAGAAUGCUUUAUGAACAAGGUAGUAAUGGUUUGAAAGUCUCCGACCUUGCCAAUUCUGCCAAGGUUGCUCAGCUGAAUCUUGCAACUUCAUCAGAGGACGUGGAGCGAUCAAUAUCUGCAACUCUAGCAAGUGAUAUUACUUUGUUUGAAAAGAUUUCUGAUUCAACAUACCGUUUGCGUGUUAGUUGUUUCUCUGAGGAUCCAGAAAAGGGCCAGUCUGAUUCUGGUGACUCUGGAAGUGUUGAUGAUGAACCUGAGGAUGACUGCUCUUCUAGUUCUAGUGAUGAUUCUGAGUGUGUUUCAGAAAAUCUUGCGCUUAGCAAAGUUCGGAGUAGGAGCAGGCAGAAGCGUAAAAGUAAAAGAUUGGAUGUAUGUACUGAGAUUGAUGAAAGCCAUCCUGGAGAACCAUGGCUGUUAGGCUUGAUGGAAGGGGAGUAUUCAGAUCUAAGCAUUGAGGAGAAGUUGGAUAUUUUGGUGGCUCUGAUUGAUUUACUUAGUUCUGGUUCCACUGUCAGAAUGGAGGAGCUAGCGAAACCUAGUGAUGAUUGUGUCCCUAGUAUCUAUACGCAAGGUUCUGGUGGAAAAAUUAAGAGAUCCUCAUCAAAUCAGCAUAACUAUCCACUCACAUCUUGGGUCCAUGGAGGGAAACUUCAUAGUUCUAAAGGAGCAUCUACUUCCGAUUCUCGUAUAGUUGAUUCUUCAUCAGUUGUUGGGGUCUCUGCUAAACAGAGUGGAGAUGAAGCUUACGAUCUUCCUGUGCGAACUGUAUAUCUGGGUUCUGAUCGCAGAUUCAAUAGGUACUGGCUUUUCUUAGGCCCAUGCAACACAAAUGACCCUGGCCAUAGGAGUGUGUACUUUGAAUCUUCAGAAGAUGGUCACUGGAAAGUUAUUGACAAUGAGGAGGCUUUGCAUGCACUGUUGUCAGUUUUGGAUGACAGAGGCACACGGGAAGCUUGUCUUAUCGAGUCACUGGAGAAACGAGAAACUUUUCUUUGUCAAGCAAUGUCGAAUAGACACAUGACUCAAUCAGACACAUCAAGUUUUACAGAUGUUGUUAGAGAGGAUAGUUAUUCACCGGUUUCAGAUAUAGACAACAAUCUAUGUUCGACUGAGAUUGCGAAUAAUCAUUUGUCUUCUCCUCAUGGGGCUAUUAUUUUUGAGGUCGGAAGAAAGAGAGAGCAGAAGCUGAGGUGGACCCGUCUUCAAGAGUUUGAUGACUGGAUAUGGGCUAACUUUUAUUCUAAUCUCAAUGCCGUAAAACAUGGUAGAAGAUCCUAUCUUGAUUCACUUACUAGGUGUAAGAUUUGUCAUGAUUUGUAUUGGAGAGACGAGAAGCAUUGUAGGAUUUGCCAUGCUACGUUUGAGCUUGAUGUCGGUCUUGAAGAAAGAUAUGCCGUUCAUGCGGCUACAUGCAGGAAGAAAGGGGACGAUGAUGCAUUUCCUGAGCUUAAGGUUUUACCUUCGCAGUUACAAUCACUAAAAGCAGCAGUGCAUGCAAUUGAGUCUGCUAUGCCUGAAGAAGCCUUGAUUGGUGCAUGGAGAAAGUCAGCCCGUAGGUUAUGGGUCAAAAGACUUCGACGAACCUCAACUGUUUCUGAGCUUUUGCAGGUAACUGCCAAUUUUGUCGGUGCCAUAAAUGGAGAUUGGUUAUGGCAGUCUGAUGAUGAUGGGCAUUCCAACUCUGUGAUGAUGGAAGAGAUAAUAACUUGCUUCCCUUCUAUUCCUCAAACAUCAUCUGCCGCAGCUCUGUGGCUGGUGAGAUUGGAUAGCUUAAUUGCCCCCCUAAUGGAAAAGGCACAAUCAGAAAGAAACCAAGAGAAAAGGACGAAAAGUAGUACAAGAACGAUAUAAUUCCCCACCUGCCUUCCCUAUUUAUAGUAAUAGGAUGCAUCAUUUACAACAAUUUCUCCACGUCUAUCCAGUUUUUGAUCAUCGCAAUUUAGAGGAUCUUAUGGCAAUAUCAUUGCCAUUGGUGGUCAUUGAACCGAUGCUGCUCCCUGAAUCUAUCAAAAUCCAUUAAAGGUAGACGAGCCUUUCAGCGGCCAUUGUUACACUCUUUGUUUCAAGGUCAGUCCUUAUGGUGAGCUCCUUUGUCAUGCAGCUACUUUUCGGUGUUUGAUGGUGAGGUUAGUAGGAAGAUUGUAUAUCGGAGAGGUUUUUUUUUCUGGCAAGAACGGUGGAAACUUCUUCUGCACCGUACAAGUGAUGAAUCCAGAUACAUACAUGGACAGAGGUUCAGACAUUCAGAGUAUAGAAGCAAGAAGAACACAUCUCAAAAUUGUUCUGUCGUGGGUAACAUCACAUACAUACCCAUGUCCUAUGAUUUUUUUUUUAUUACAAAAUCUCCCAAUUUUUUUUGUUUUUUUCUUGUUACAGCAAAACCGUGCUUUCUGCUGUGUACAUCUUGAUUCUUGAACUUUGUUCUGUUCUGUUCUUAGAGUACAUGAAUUAACUACCGAAGUCUCGGGGAACAGAGCGUU
Messenger RNA from Tarenaya hassleriana, 4199 nucleotides. Its product is annotated as homeobox-DDT domain protein RLT3. Gene Ontology annotation, biological process: regulation of transcription by RNA polymerase II. Bases 292 to 3570 code for a protein of 1092 amino acids. Gene Ontology annotation, cellular component: nucleus; transcription regulator complex. Gene Ontology annotation, molecular function: RNA polymerase II cis-regulatory region sequence-specific DNA binding; DNA-binding transcription factor activity, RNA polymerase II-specific. The transcript is spliced from 18 exons. NCBI's taxonomy places the organism in Eukaryota, Viridiplantae, Streptophyta, Magnoliopsida, Brassicales, Cleomaceae. The record is from RefSeq and is a predicted model, not a curated record.